Messenger RNA from Centropristis striata (black sea bass), 841 nucleotides. Its product is annotated as monocyte chemotactic protein 1B-like. The coding region runs from base 1 to 297 and encodes 98 amino acids. The transcript is spliced from 3 exons. Gene Ontology annotation, biological process: positive regulation of GTPase activity; cellular response to interleukin-1; inflammatory response. The record is from RefSeq and is a predicted model, not a curated record. Gene Ontology annotation, molecular function: CCR chemokine receptor binding; chemokine activity. Gene Ontology annotation, cellular component: extracellular region. NCBI's taxonomy places the organism in Eukaryota, Metazoa, Chordata, Actinopteri, Perciformes, Serranidae.
AUGACGAGACUCGCUUUUCUCUCGUUUCUCCUUAUAGCUAUCAUGGUGCCUACAGCCUCAGCAAACGGUUCGGUAGCCAGUUGUUGUCUGAAGCUGUCGACCACUAAUAUCCAUCGAGACUUUCUGGUGGUUUAUUACAAACAAUAUAAACCGUCAUGCCCCAUACACGCAGUGGUAUUUAUCACGCUGAGAGGCAAAAGGAUCUGCGCUGACCCUGGAAGAGUGUGGACUAAGACCAGCAUGGCCUACAUAGAUGGAAAGAACUCAGUAUCUCAUCAAACACCGCUGAAUCAAUAAUUCACAACUGUUGAAACUAAAAUACAAGUAUUCUUAUUUGAGCUGCAUAGACCUUUGAAUGUUUUCAUACUAUUUUCAGUCCUUACAUAAAAUGUUAUCUAUUGUAUUUGCCUUAUAACUGUCAAUUAUAUGAUGUUUGAUGAAUGUAAAUAUGUAAAUGAUGCAUUACUUCCAUUGUUGAUGAUUCUGAGUUACAUUACCAAGUAAAAGUUGUGACAACGUAACAGCUUCUGGGUCGUGAGUUGCAGAAUAAAUCACUGUUCCACAGUGAGCGUAUGGAGAACAGCUACAGUUUGUAUCUCACCAUCUAGAAAACACAAAGACUGAAAACAAAGUUGAGCCCAAAAAAUAUUAAGAGCCUUUACUGAAGUCAAAGUAGGAAUACCGGACUGUAAGAAUACUAAAAGAAAACUAAAAUGUAUCCUUAUAUUAAUUUAUUACAUUACUAUUUCAAUCUUACAUUAUAAAAUGAGUCUUGAAUAUACGUAUAUGUGGAAUGUACGUUGAAUUUAGUUGCUCAAUAAAAAUGUUUUAAAACCAAAUA